AUGAGCCCUCGUCGAUCCUCUCGUGCCCGCUCGUCCCAGCUACCCUCCACCUCCACCUCCACCGCCUCCCAAAACAACAACAACAACCACACCUCCUCCUCCAGCACCUCACACAACUCCAAACCGGACCACCGAGAUAGUCGUACGAUCAACCGUACAAACUCCCCAAGGAGAGCUUCCAUCCAUCGAUCCGAGUCGGCUGAUGCGGGAGAUUCGAUGUCUCGUGCCGAGCAGCUGGCUCCACGCCGGAGCAGAAGGAAUGGCGAAGACAAAGAACCCGCUGUCAAACAACAAGUCGAAGAUGAGGAUGAAGAUGUCGAGGGGGAGGCGGCCGAAGAGGAAAUUACUCGCUGUAUAUGUGGACAAGCGGAAUACCCUGGCCCCUCGACCAGCUUACGACAGCAACAGCCUGACCCUGACGCCCUGACUGACGACACGGGUAACUUUUUUGUCCAGUGCGAUAAAUGUGGUGUUUGGCAACAUGGAGGUUGUAUGGGCUUGCUGGACGAAUCUAUGCUGCCUGAUGAGUACUAUUGUGAACAGUGCAAACCAGAGUUUCACAAGAUCACCAGGAGCUCCAGUGGACCGAAAUCUUCUCGGUACCUUCCGGUGCUCGAAGCAGUAUCUACCAGAUCCUCUCCUCUCACAUCGGCCUCGGAAAUAUCUCGCAAGAAAGAUGGUAAAAGUAAUAGACAAAAUGAGAGCACAAAGAGAAGAGCAACCAUGAACAGCAGGGGCGCGUACGACGAAGAUGAAAUGUUGAGGAGAGCCAUCGAAGAGAGUAAAGAAAUGGGCACUCUGGGAAAGAGAACGCGGGAGGAUAUAGAAGAUCACAAGAUCAAUCCCAAACGACAACGGACGGGGUCAAAUGCCUCGUCGACUCUUUCAAAGCAGAGCAACUCUCCAGAUCCUGGUGCGGACGAUGCCAACGGUAAAGGUGGUGGCAGCAGAAACAACAAGUCAAGAGGAGCAGCGGCGCGCAGCAACCGGGAGAAGGAAAUGCGUGAAAAGCAAAAAGAGCAACAAGCGGCCCAGCGUGCCGAAGCUGCCAGCAAGAGAAAUGCUCGAUCAGAACGAAGAAGAGGAGAGGACUCUCCCCCACCUACUCCGAGCAUCUCUCCCUCUAAAGCUGCACAAGCCAAUGGCAAAAAAGCAGACACGCCUCCUUCAGGUAGAUCGAACAACAGCCGCAGGAAUCCCAAAGUAGCUGCGACUCGAAGAGGAAGACUGGGCAGAAAUCAAUACAGUCGAGAUCACGCCAACGGUGAAGAUGGCACUCCUGCACGAGAUGGACCCCAUGAUACCAAUGGCAGCGGGGGGUCACCGUCUGGCACCAACGGUAUCCACGGUGAAAGUGGACGCAGUUCAAAGGCAAAGACACAUCCUGCCAGAACUAGUCUGAAUGAGAUGAGACGGCGUGUUGCUGCCAUUCUGGAGUUUGUUGGACACAUGCAGACGGAAAGGAACGCACGAUCACAACCGUCGAGUGCAAGCUCCAAGGGAGCGAGCACGCCGAAUGGAGUCAAGGAUGCGAGUGCUUUGCCGACUGCUACUCUGGUUCGCGCGGUCGAGGCUGGUUUGAAGGAGGCAAGCUCGACGGAUGAGGAGUCGGGAUUGAACAUGAUGGAUCAAAAGGAGUUUGGGGUCAUGGGAAGUCAGGACAUGAUGGAGACUCUGACCAAGGAAUUGGUCCAGUGGCAGAGUGUCUAUGGCGUUUACUCGCGAUGA
Messenger RNA from Exophiala spinifera, 1728 nucleotides. RefSeq lists its product as uncharacterized. The record is from RefSeq and is a predicted model, not a curated record. Gene Ontology annotation, biological process: negative regulation of rDNA heterochromatin formation; negative regulation of silent mating-type cassette heterochromatin formation. Gene Ontology annotation, cellular component: Rpd3L-Expanded complex; Rpd3L complex. NCBI's taxonomy places the organism in Eukaryota, Fungi, Ascomycota, Eurotiomycetes, Chaetothyriales, Herpotrichiellaceae. The transcript has 4 exons. The coding region runs from base 1 to 1728 and encodes 575 amino acids.